Messenger RNA from Phaeodactylum tricornutum CCAP 1055/1, 1906 nucleotides. RefSeq lists its product with no specific name. The record is from RefSeq and is a predicted model, not a curated record. Gene Ontology annotation, molecular function: chitin synthase activity. Gene Ontology annotation, cellular component: cell septum; cell periphery. The transcript has 3 exons. The annotation marks the transcript as partial. NCBI's taxonomy places the organism in Eukaryota, Bacillariophyta, Bacillariophyceae, Surirellales, Neidiaceae.
AUGCCUUCAUCAAGUUCACAAGGAUGGAAGGGUGACACUUCUCCUUCAACUCGGACCGAGGCUAUGGUAGAGCAGGGGAUCAAUGAAAAAGACAAGUACAAUCAGCAUCUUUCUUCUUUUAAUUCAUUGGAUCAUCUAGAUGUCGAAUGCCUCUCAGAUUCCUUCGAAGAAUUCUCCCAACCGGGCGUCGAUCAAAACAGGUAUAAUCACAGCAAUCACCCAGAACGGCUUUUGGUGUCAGCCAAGGAAACAAGCCUGGUCAACACUAUUUUCGAAGCCAACAAUAUUGAAAGGGAGGAAUUCAUACCAAAGGAGUCUUCCAUUGAGAUCACAAAAGAUGAUUUUUCUGCGACUGCUCUCAAAUUUUCUGCCUCCAGGGUCCCUGACUUGUGUAUUAAACGCGCCCACUCUUCAUGGAUGGCGCAGGGCUACAAAGAAACUUCUCCUAUCUUGUACAAAACGUACUUUCCAUUCCUCGCAGCCAGAUGUCAAGAACUUUACACGCAGUGCCUCGACGAAGAGGUGAGAUCUACACCAAAGUUGCCUGUUCGUGUUGGCCGAAACGAUUUUAAGCAGCGUCUAAUUUCUGUGUGCAUCCCCUGCUACAAUGAGGAUGCAUCAUCUCUAAAGCUAUCACUCGAAUCGCUCCGAAACCAGAAUCUCCCACCCAAUAUUAGGAUGGAGAUUCUGGUAGCCGUGGAUGGUGUGGUACAGAUUUCUGAGUCUAUGGCUUCGUAUCUCUCGGAACUAUUUGGAAUCAGCUUCAAAGUUGGCCAUAGGAACAAUCCGUUCGAGCGUCUUCAAAGACCCAACGUUAUUGUUGUGGAGUCAACCUUAGACAACAAUAUCAUCUUUGGCACCCAUUUGACACUACUGAUCAAGCGAAAGAAUCGCCGCAAGGUCAAUUCUCAAGAGUGGUGGCUACGUUCCCAUGCUGUAGAUUCUUGCUGCGAAUUUGCCUUUGCUACCGAUUGUGGCAUAAUCUUUGAUGCAAAUUGUCUGCUACAAAUGCUGAAGCGUUCUGAUCGAGAACCGAACUUGUCCGGUUUGACCGGUUAUCAGCGUGUGAUGUCAGCACGGAUGCAGGAUGAUGAUGACUUUGAGUUUUUCAGCGACCCGGUAGGAUGUUUCUUGCGCCAAAUACAAUGUUACGACUUUGAGGUCAGCCAGUCUACAACCAAGUCGCUACUCAAUUCAUUAGGGUUUAUUCCAGUUCUUCCUGGCCCUUGCUCUUUUUUCCGAUUUGAGCACCUUCAUGGAGUGCUAGAUGAGUACUUUUCCCUUACGACAGCUACAAUCAAGGGCGACUAUGGAGGCAUUAUUCUUGGAAAUGUCCAACUGGCCGAAGAUCGAUUUCCUCCUGUUCUUUUGACAUUUCGCUCUAAAGAUAGCUGCCAACGCGCAGGAAUUGCUCGACCGAGAACUGGCUUCGUACACGACGCAGUGUUUUACUUUGAAGCGGAAAAACCCUUGCGCCAGCUGGUGACGCAACGACGCAGGUGGAUCAAUGGGUCUUAUACCGCUGCUUACUGGGUUCUUCUAGAUUCUUGGAUUGGAAAAGCUGAUCAUCUGAUUUUUGCCAAACUAGGAGCAUGUCUUAUUCUUCUAAUUGAGCUUUUGCAGGGAGCUCUGAUCCGUCUUUGUGUACCAGCCACCCUUUCCUGUGGGUUAAUGUAUAUGUGCACUAUUGUCCCCUCCAUAUACGCGAAAGAUACGGAGAGGGUGAGAGAAAUUCUGAACGGAAGUACAGUCGAGUCCAGUCUGGUGAGCAUAAGCAUUGUUGCUGCAGUUUUUGUGAUAUCCCACACACCCCAUGCCAUCCGUUUGACCGAUGAAGAUGGCGAAGUGCAAUGGGAGAGUGACCGUGACAGUGCCUAUCGCCCCGAGAAUAUUCUUCCUUGCCUUC